CAUAGGAGUAUAUGAAAACCCAUCAGUCUCUGGUCUUUGCCUUUCCGCUUUAGGCUGUACUCUUCAGAAGAAGCCAAGCUGUUGUAGUUGUAGUAGGAAGGAAGAAAGACCGACUGUACUCAAAAUCACUUGCUAAAUUCUGCUGCCCAUUCUCCACAAACCUCAAUCCUCACUCCACCCAUUUUCCUUCUUCUUGUUUUACCCCCAUUUUCCUUUUAAGCGAAUCAUUAACGAGAAAUUAAUUUGUACCUACAAGAACAAGAAAACAGAAAAAUGUCUACCUGGCUCUCAUCAUUUUCUCUACCCAACCCUUUCAAAUCAGAUUCUGACUCCGACGACGGCGAUCGCGACGAUCAAGACAAUAAACCCUCGACAACCCGCCACUCUCCUGCACUCGCCUCACCCAAUUCUGCCUCUUCUCCUCCCUCCGGCGUCAAACAGGACCUUUCUGCCCUCUCUCAGACCUUCUCCUACCAUCUCCGGGGAGUCGCCGCCUUUUUGGCCCCUCCCCCGGCCUCCCAACGUCAGAAUGCCGGUGACUUCAACAGUAAUUACACUUCCACGACUGCAGGUGAUGGUUAUGCGACGGCGUCGCCUCCCUCGGAAUCUGAAACUAUCACUGGAAUAAGAAAGGACUUGGAGGAAAUCGGUGGCAGCUUUAAAUCCCUCUUCUCUUCUUCUUCCAACAAAGCCGUUUCUGGGAUUUCGAAGCUUGCUACUAAUCUUCUACAGUUCCAAGGUGACGUCAUCGAUGAAGGAGAAGGAGAAGGUGAAGAAGAGGACCUAGAAGAACAGGACGUUGCCGGAAUUAGGGAGGAACUUGUGGACUUUGCUCGGGAAAUUUCUCUACGGCCUGAGCUUUGGACAGAAUUUCCUCUUUCUCUACCAAAUGAUUUUGACAUGUCUGAUAAUCAAAGAUCACAUGCUGCAACUAUUGAGGAUUUGGUGCCUAGUAUUGGGACUUUGAGGAGGACUUGCAGUCAUUUGCGUGAUGGGCAAUUCUGGAUGAUAUAUUUUAUAUUGUUGCUUCCCAGAUUGAAUGAGACUGACAUGGAUCUUCUAUCAACUUCUGAGAUCAUUGAAGUGAGAGAGACACUUCUGCUGAAACUGCGGAACAAGAGUAAUGCACAAGUGGCUUCUGGUAUCUCUGAAACUGUCAAUACCCCUGCUUUAAGUCAAGAGAUGAGUGCAAUACAAGAAGAUAAAAGUUUAUCUGAGCAGAAAGAUGCAUCAGCUGAGACUGCAAACACUACAAAAGAGAGAGAAGUUGAAACUGGGAAAAAUGGAAUGAGAUUAAAAGAUGAAGAUGCUGGUGUACCCGAAUCCUUAGAUGGUCAGAAACGUCCUCAAAAUGAGGAUGAUGUUUCCUUCAGUGAUCUAGAGGAUGAAGAUAAUGAUCCAUCAGAUAAAGUUUCUGGGUUUAGGCGGACACAAAAUGGAAGAGGUUCAUCAGCCAGUGAAUCAAGUGAAUGGGUUAGAUUAACUGAAAAUUCUGGAGCUCAGGGUGGUCAGAAUAACCCGGGAUUGUCAACCAGGCGAGGCAAAGAUUCAGAAGGUGAGGAGUCAAACGACUGGCUCACUGUGGAUGAUAUUGAUUUAGACAACUUAGCAGCUGCUUGAAUCCCCAAUUUCUGUAAAUCUGUCUUUUCCUUCUUGUGUUUAUUCUUUGGCUUCAAUUAUGCUGCUGCUGUUUCAGAUCAAGAAAAGCUUCGUCUAAAUAAUUCAGAGUACUUGGGUAGUUUUACAUCACCUAUAAUAACUGUACAUUGUUCUCGAUAGGUUUAUUUCCUUUAUUCAUGUUUGCUCUUGUAUAUAGCUUGUAUUUUAUAAUGGAAAUUUCUAAAUUUUGUGGA
Coffea eugenioides is the source of this 1853-nucleotide messenger RNA. RefSeq lists its product as uncharacterized. The transcript is spliced from 3 exons. NCBI's taxonomy places the organism in Eukaryota, Viridiplantae, Streptophyta, Magnoliopsida, Gentianales, Rubiaceae. The record is from RefSeq and is a predicted model, not a curated record. Bases 274 to 1620 code for a protein of 448 amino acids.